CAAUGGGUGCCGCCGCGGGCUCCCCCGCCUCUCGGAACAGUAUGAAAGGCGCGUCCCGGGUAAAGUCCCCGCAGAGCCCGAGCGGCGGCCCAGCGAACAGAGGAGCCCUACAAGCCAGCAAGUCCCACCGGAGCCCUCUCACUGCUCCCCGCCGCUGCCACCGCCGCCCGAGCUGCGCAAGACAUGAGCCAGGCCCGCUGGACCGGGAAGAGAACAGACAUGCUGCCGGAGAUCGCCGCCGCCGUGGGCUUCCUCUCCAGCCUCCUGAGGACCCGGGGCUGCGUGAGCGAGCAGAGACUAAAGGUUUUCAGCGGGGCUCUUCAGGAGGCACUAACCGGUGAGCACCCGCCGAGGAUCCUGGCUUCCGUCGAGCCCCGCCGCUGGCGCUGGGCCCCCCUUCCUGCCUGGGCCGUUUUUCGUCUCCUCUUAGGGCAGGGCUCUCCUCGCGAGCAGCUCCGGGACUCGGUUUCUCUCCAGCCCCAAGGCGGCCCGCAUCCCCCCAUUCCCCUGGGUCGUGUCUCCCCUGCGCAGCCCCGCGCUCGGGUCUCUGUCCGUGAUGGUUCUGGUCGGGCGCGUGCCUCCACACUGUCGCGGACGCAGACCCUUGUCCUGGAGUGCGAGCCCAGGCGCCGGCUUCUGUCCGGGGAGAGGAGGCGCCUGCGGGCCCGAGUGCGAGCUCAUUCCCCUUACAGAGACUCCGGGGGCGCCGGGGGCGAGGCAGCCCGGCCAGCCAACGGGUCGUCAUGGGGGAAGAAGGCGCAAUUGAGCCUUCUCAACAACUUGGAUCCUUAGCCAUGGUUCUUCCGGCGGCGCGGGGCUGCGCUGUGCCCGGGCCCGUUGUUGACUCGUUCGGAGUUGGGAUCCCGGCCCCCUUUGUAUGCUUUGGCCCCCCUUAGCCAUCUGCCACCCAUUGUGGUACUGAGAAAGCCCUGUAGGUAGUACCUGCGCUCUGCUGGCCUGUGUGCUGGGGGCGGGGGUGGCGUGAAACGGGAGGUUGACAAGAGAUAAGCAGCGACUGCCAGGGGAGAGACCUACCUCCCAGCUGUUUCUAGCCGGUUGGCCGCCGGUCUCAAGCAGCGAUAGCCAUCUCCAAACGUGCCCAUGCAGAUCCUGCCUUCUGAGGAGCAACAUAUGUUUCACCAAA
Molecule: messenger RNA, 1144 nt
Organism: Odobenus rosmarus divergens (Pacific walrus)
Lineage: Eukaryota; Metazoa; Chordata; Mammalia; Carnivora; Odobenidae
Gene: BTG2
Product: BTG family, member 2
Exons: 1
Coding region: 184-792 (202 amino acids)
Biological process (GO): negative regulation of mitotic cell cycle; negative regulation of cell population proliferation
Cellular component (GO): nucleus; cytoplasm
Source: RefSeq, a predicted model, not a curated record